GGGCGGGGCCCGGCCGGCCGGGGCGGGGCGCGCGGCUGCGCUGGGUGGCGAUGGCGGCGGACGGGGACUGGCAGGAUUUCUAUGAGUUCCAGGAGCCGGCCCAGAGCCUCCAGGACCAGGACAACUGUAACGCGAGCCCCGAGGCCGAGGCCGGGGCGGGCGGGGGCGGCGACGGCUUCCGGGCGCUGGCCUGCAGCUUGGAGGAGAAGCUCAGCCUGUGUUUCCGCCCCUCGGGUCCGAGCGCCGAGCUCCCGCGGGCUGCCGUGCGGCCCAUCACGGAGCGCAGCCUCCUGCAGGGGGACGAGAUUUGGAAUGCCCUGACAGAUAAUUAUGGAAAUGUGAUGCCUGUGGACUGGAAGUCAUCGCAUACCAGGACCUUGCAUUUGCUUACUCUGAACCUCUCAGAAAAAGGGGUAAAUGACAGUUUGUUCUUUGAUACGUCAGAUGACGAGGAGCUGCGAGAACAGCUGGAUAUGCAUUCCAUAAUCGUCUCCUGCGUUCACGAGGAGCCCCUCCUCACCGCAGACCAGGUUAUUGAAGAAAUUGAAGAGAUGAUGCAGGAGUCACCAGACCCGGAAGAGGAUGAAACCCUCACACAGUCAGAUCGGCUUUCAAUGCUUUCCCAGGAAAUUCAGACUCUGAAGAGGUCAAGUACGAACAGCUGCGAAGAGAGAGUCAAAACCCUCACCGUGUCUGAAUUAAAUGAACUCUUGGAAGAAAUCGAGGCUGCUAUAAAGGAGUAUUCUGAGGAGCUGGUGCAGCAGCUGGCCCUGAGGGAUGAACUGGAGUUUGAAAAGGAAGUGAAAAACAGCUUUAUAUCUGUUCUUAUUGAAGUACAAAACAAACAGAAAGAACACAAAGAAACAGCCAAAAAGAAAAAGAAACUCAGAAAUGGCAGCUCUCAGAAUGGGAAGAAUGAGAGAAGUCAUAUGCCUGGCACGCGCUUCAGCAUGGAAGGGAUCUCAAAUGUCAUUCAGAAUGGCCUCCGCCACACCUUCGGAAAUUCAGGUGGAGAGAAACAGUAUUUGACAACAGUCAUUCCUUAUGAGAAAAAAAACGGACCACCAUCUGUUGAAGAUCUUCAAAUAUUAACAAAAAUUCUUCGUGCCAUGAAAGAGGACAGUGAAAAAGUUCCGAGCUUAUUAACUGAUUAUAUACUGAAAGUUCUGUGUCCUACAUAGACAGAGCAGCAUUACUCAGGAGCAGCGUUGUCUUCUGUGGACUGCAAACUGAUUUCCGACAGCAUUAUUCUGAAAGCCGGCAACCAUCACCUUCUUGCUAUUGGGAACUCAGCACACUUGAACUUGGGUUUGCGAUUCAGUAUUAAUAGAUCAUGACUUCACUAAUUCUUUAUACGAUAGAACCGGGAGAAAUAUGGGCACGAUUUCAAAUUCUAGAGAUGGUUUUUGUUUUUUCAACCUGCCACUAAUGACGAACUGUUCUAUUAACAGAGUAGGGGGAAUAAUAUUAAUUGUGCAUGUAUUGUAUUUUUCAUUAACUGACAAUAUGCCCAUUGGAGUUCUUAUGGCUGUCUACGUGUACACUGCACUGAGGAGCUAGAUGAAAGAAUGGGGAGAGUUAUACUGUAAAUUCAGUGACGGCAAGAACUAGUGCUGAUUUUUAUGAGAAUCGUCAGUAUAAACAUUACCUGCCAGUAUUGUCCACAGAGACUGAAACUUAACAAACUUGGGGUGUUCUUAAAGAAGCAAAACCAGAUUAUGCAUUACUUUGGCUUCAUACUCAGCAUGGAAAUGGUCCAAGAGGACUGAUUUUAUAGCUCGCUGCUUUUUUCUUAACCAUUGUUCAAGUUUUCAAUGUUAAGUUGCCAUUCACUUUCAGAACCUUUUAUUAUUUAACGUUACAUGUUUAAAUGUUCUGUGUCGUGUGUCUGGGAGGAAGGGUACUUUCAAAGGUGCCCAGGCCCCAUCACUGUUUCAUUUUCUUCAUGCAUGUGUAUGUCCCCAAAAUACUAAUUCUAGAAACAGCUACUCAUGGAUGUAUCACUGGUCGUGAGCACGUCUGCCAGUUCCAGUCUAGUCAGUGGCAUCCAAUAAAUUAAAACAAAAAAGCA
Nycticebus coucang (slow loris) is the source of this 2071-nucleotide messenger RNA. RefSeq names its product fasciculation and elongation protein zeta 2 (gene FEZ2). NCBI's taxonomy places the organism in Eukaryota, Metazoa, Chordata, Mammalia, Primates, Lorisidae. The transcript is spliced from 9 exons. The record is from RefSeq and is a predicted model, not a curated record. The coding region runs from base 51 to 1181 and encodes 376 amino acids. Gene Ontology annotation, cellular component: axon; cytoplasm.